ACAGAACGGGCAAUUUAUCCGACACUUGCACAAUUGCACGGCGAAACAAACACCCCAUUGACCAAGCGUCUCUGUUCUCCGACGUGUAUGUAAGUACUGCCUAGUAGAGUGGUGGGCGUGUCCACGGAUCUCCAUUGUGUUCGGAGACCUCCGCUGCUACGUCAUCGCUUCUCAGGUGGAGGGGUUCGCCGCCUGGAGGAUUCUCCGGCGAUUCCUCCUCCUCUGAUAUUUAAGCGUUUGCAGCAAGUGAUAAGGGACUCAAUAUGCUUGAGCAGUGAAACUCGGACUGCUUAUGAUGGGCUCCAAUCAUAACCAUUCUGCUGAGAGCAUACAUGGAAUUUCCAGUAGUUUUGGGCAUGAAAAAUGUGAAUCCUACUUGAUUUUUCGUUGUGAAGUUUCCCUUGGGGAUGGAUUCCGGGCCUGCCUGUAUUUCCUUGGCCUUGGUUACUGUUUCAUUGGAUUAUCGGCUAUAACUGCUCGAUUCUUCCGGUCUAUGGAAAAUAUUGUUAAGCAUACUAGGAUGGUUGUGGAGAUAAAUCCUUCAACGAAUGAGGAAACCGUUAGACACGAAAAAGUGUGGAAUUACACAAUUGCAGAUAUCACUCUGCUGGCCUUCGGAACUAGCUUCCCCCAAAUCUCUUUGGCUACCAUUGAUGCCAUACGAAACAUUGGGCAACUGUAUGCUGGAGGUUUGGGUCCUGGAACACUUGUUGGUUCUGCUGCAUUCGACCUCUUUCCUAUCCAUGCUGUUUGUGUUGUGGUUCCAAAAGCUGGAGAAUUGAAAAAGAUAUCAGAUUUAGGAGUUUGGUUAGUAGAGCUUUUUUGGUCCUUUUGGGCUUAUAUAUGGCUAUAUAUAAUACUAGAGGUAUGGACUCCAAAUGUUGUUACCCUAUGGGAAGCCUCAUUGACAGUUCUUCAGUUUGGGUUAUUGCUGAUGCAUGCUUAUGUUCAGGAUAAGCACUGGCGCUAUUUGUCUCUUCCAUUUGCAAGAAGUGAGAGGCCAGAGGACUGGGUGCCCGAAGAGGCUGCUUCAUGUGAUGAUACUGAAGUAUUCGAAACUAAUGAAGAUGAAAACAGAAGGAUCAUUGAUAUUUUUUCUAUUCAUUCAGCAAGAGAGGCAGAUCCCGAGUAUCGCAAGUUGCCUCAAAAUGAUCUAGCUGAAUCUUCAAUUGAACAAUCUAGCAAAAAGAUUCGUCUUGGAGAAUCACAUGUGCUCUCAAUUUGGAAGCAGCAAUUUGUGGACGCAUUUAAGUUUGCAGAAUGGACAAAAUCGAACAAUACCUACCUCUGGCUUGCUAAAAUUUCCUGGCAGGCACUCCUUGUGCCAUGGAGACUUUUGUUUGCUCUGGUACCUCCUUACCAAAUUGCUCAUGGGUGGAUUGCUUUCAUUUGCUCUCUGUGUUUCAUCAGUGGAGUAGCAUACAUUAUCACUCAGCUCACAGAUCUAAUAAGCUGUGUCACAGGAAUAAAUCAAUAUGUCAUAGCAUUUACUGCGUUGGCAGCGGGAACCUCUUGGCCGGAUUUAGUGGCAAGCAAGAUUGCUGCUGAACGGCAGACAACCGCAGAUUCUGCGAUAGCAAAUAUCACUUGCAGCAAUUCUGUGAACAUUUAUAUUGGCAUUGGUUUCCCAUGGCUGAUUGACACCUUGUACAAUUUCAUAGCGCUAGGGGAACCUCUGCGGAUCAAGAAUGCCAACGGACUCAGCUUCUCAUUGCUAGUCUUCUUCUGCACUUCUGCAGGCUGCAUUGCUGUUCUGGUACUCCGGCGUGUAACAUUAGGGGCAGAGCUAGGAGGGCCAAGGUUGUGGGGUUGGCUUACUAGUGUCUACUUAAUGAUGCUUUGGAUUAUCUUUGUUGUGUUGUCAUCUCUUAGCGUUUUGGGCAUCAUAUGAAGUUCUCUUUGUCAUAGUUCUUUUAUUUUCUUCUUUUGGUUUAUAUUUUCUAUUGUGUUCUUAUUCGUUUUAUUUUGUCUAUUCAUAAAUGAUGAUUUAGAGUUCGUCAAUCGUGUAAGAAAAUUAACUCAAAAAUUAAAUUAUGAUGAUAGGCGAUAAGAAUUUUCUUUUUUAA
Molecule: messenger RNA, 2066 nt
Organism: Diospyros lotus (date-plum)
Lineage: Eukaryota; Viridiplantae; Streptophyta; Magnoliopsida; Ericales; Ebenaceae
Product: magnesium/proton exchanger-like
Exons: 9
Coding region: 293-1891 (532 amino acids)
Biological process (GO): transmembrane transport; metal ion transport
Cellular component (GO): membrane
Source: RefSeq, a predicted model, not a curated record